AUGGCGCAUCUAAACCACCCUGCUGCGCUUCACCGUCACACGCUCUCGACGUCUCCCGUGCGCAACCCUACGAAUGUCGCUGAGAGACAGGAUAUCCCCCUACACCUUUUAGCCCUUAUAAUAUCAUUUAUUGACGAUGUCGCUGAUAUUGCACGCCUUACGCGGACGUCGCGUCUGCUGUAUUACAUGACCCUACCCAGACUCUACGAACGUGUCACGCUCCGAUCCUAUACCGAGAUGCGAUACGUCAAUGGCAAGCCAGAGGGCUAUGGGAGCGGGAGUCCCUUUUCCAUGGGUCUCAACGCCCUCGUCUCCCGCAACUUUACGAAUUACGUCCAAAACUUCAGGGUGCUAGGAGAGUGGAAGGAGUCCGACAUUGAAGACUUCUCGAAAGGGCGGGUGCCGGAUAACAGCAUGAUGCUGAAUAUUGCCUUGCGGGCUGCCAUUGAUAAGAUGCAAAAUAUACAGUCAUUCGGGUGGGAACUAAAUACGAAGCCUAUGCAAACCGUCUACCAGAGUCUGAACUCGCGCUCGACUCUCACCUCCUUCACAUUACGCUCGCCCAGCAGGCGCAUACCUCGACCUACAGUGCUGAUACCCCCGAUACCGAACCUUAAGAUCCUAAAAGUCUACGACAUCGACCCCUUAUGCUAUCCAGACGACAUUUCUAUGCUCCUCGUCUCUUCGAAAAAGCUCCAAGACCUAACACUACACUGGAGUCCUCGAAUGCGCGACAUGGGCGAGGAAUCCGUCAAUAUGCUGACGUACUUCGGCCGCUGCAUGACCAACAAACACACAAUGAAACUCAAGCGGUUAUCCCUCUACAACAUGUACACGCGCAAUGGUGGCGAUUUCGACGAUUGUAUCAGCCACGAAAGCCUAGAGGAAGUCACGUUUCUCAACUGCAUGGGCUCCGGCGACCCUAUGACAGUGUUCCUCGACGACACCUGGCGCAUAAACCGACCAGACAAGGUCCCGGUCAACCUCAAGACGAUGCGGGGAGACUUGGUAGACGAAGCGCAUACAUUAUUCAUGGCCCGCUUCGAGGGGCUGGAACGAAUCUACCACGUCAGCCAAAAACGCAGCGCGCGCUCUAAAUCUAACAGCGUGGCCACCACCCCAGCAACACCAUCGCCGUCUUCUGCGUCUCCAGCGAGCACCCCGCUCAACCACGACACGGUCCACCUGGCCUCAGACUACCUAGCAGCCAUCCAGACGCACCACGGCAGGACGAUACGCCACCUCCUCCUCUCAGACCGCUGGGCGCUGAGCGCCGACGUCAUCUCGCAGCUGGCGCGCAGCUGCCCGAACCUCGAGCAACUCGGCAUCGCCAUCCGCGAGCCCUCGCCGGAAGCCAUGCGCCUCGUCGUCUCCUACGCGCCCAAGCUCUUCGCACUGCGCAUGCUCGUCCGGCCCGGCUCCGAGCUCGCGGACAAGCUCGACUCCAUGGAUCCCGAGAUGCACCAGCUGGCCAUGGGGACCGAGAUGUGGCGGCCCGAGUACGCCAACCUGCGGUACGUCGGGUUCGGGGAUCUGGUGUUCGAGCUCGGCGCAACGAUCAGCAUGGGCAAGAAGCGGGCGAAGCCGGAUGGCGAUGUCAGGUUUAUGCGCGUCGUGAAGCUGGUGUCGCGGGAUGUGGUGAGGCAUAUUGAGAUUUGGGAGCGGGAUUCUUUUGAAAUGUUAGCUUAG
Mytilinidion resinicola is the source of this 1689-nucleotide messenger RNA. RefSeq lists its product as uncharacterized. NCBI's taxonomy places the organism in Eukaryota, Fungi, Ascomycota, Dothideomycetes, Mytilinidiales, Mytilinidiaceae. Bases 1 to 1689 code for a protein of 562 amino acids. The record is from RefSeq and is a predicted model, not a curated record. The transcript has 3 exons.